Hermetia illucens (black soldier fly) is the source of this 1795-nucleotide messenger RNA. It is a transcript of the gene slmo, whose product is annotated as protein slowmo. The record is from RefSeq and is a predicted model, not a curated record. Gene Ontology annotation, biological process: phospholipid transport. The coding region runs from base 518 to 1177 and encodes 219 amino acids. The transcript has 4 exons. Gene Ontology annotation, molecular function: phosphatidic acid transfer activity. NCBI's taxonomy places the organism in Eukaryota, Metazoa, Arthropoda, Insecta, Diptera, Stratiomyidae. Gene Ontology annotation, cellular component: mitochondrial intermembrane space.
GGAUCUUCUCUUUCUGUUGGUGAGCCGCACGCGUGCAGCACGUUCCGUUGAUUGCGUCGCAGAAGAAAAUCCCAGCGACGGCUUAAACCGUUUUCCAGUCAGCGUUUAGUUGCGGAAUUUAGUGUUUUUGUUGAAUCCGGUCCUGUUCGGCGUCCGUAGUUCUCCGUUUACUUUUCCGGUGAAAACGUAAUCCCGAAUUUUCCCGCAAAUUGCGCUACGACGUUUACCACCACAAACAAGCAAUCUCUCGGGUGCGGCGGACAUACCCGAGUUUCGCUCUCAUAAAUAUUUCCCACUUGCGGGAAAUUCGAAGUCGGUCUUCACCGGAGCGGACCGAGUCGAAAAGUCACUUCUUCGCCUGCGGUCUUGUUCGCAGUGACAAAUUUCGAGUGGCGGCGUGUGAGCGUUGUGCGAGUCGGGGUCGUGAAAUUAAUAAAAUUCGCUUGGUGAGAUUACCCCCCGUCUGCUGGUGUCUUGGCGUCUAUAAUCCGGAAGUAACAGGACGAAAUCUAGCAAAAUGAAAAUUUGGACAUCGGAACACACUUUCAACCAUUCAUGGGAAACAGUGGCACAAGCGGCAUGGCGCAAAUAUCCAAACCCAAUGAAUCCAGCCGUUAUUGGAACAGAUGUUGUUGAACGAAAGGUUGUCGAUGGUGUCUUGCAUACGCACAGAUUAGUCAGUUCAAAAUGGUAUUUCCCGAAAUGGGCACAAGCGAUACUGGGCACCGCUAAAGUGUGUUACGCCAGUGAAAAAUCAACAGUAGAUCCAAAAGAGCGACAAAUGACAUUAAAAACAAUAAACUUAACAUUCUGUAGGCAUAUUUCCGUAGAUGAAGUUUUAUAUUACACACCACAUCCGACUGACCCCUCGAAAACGCUACUCAAACAAGAAGCAACAGUUACCGUCGAAGGAGUGCCACUUAGCCGAUAUAUGGAAGACCUACUUACGUCCAAGAUUAGUGUGAAUGCUGGUAAAGGUCGGCAAGGCUUAGAAUGGGUUAUAGCCAAAUUAAAUACGGAGAUUUCAUCCCAGGUUAAGGGCAUUGCCGAAUCAGCAGCACGAAGCACAGACGGCCUAUUGUCACAUACAAAGAAAUCCCUCGACGACAUGACUGAGAGUGCGCGAAAGAGCAUGGACGACCUCAGUGCAACAGCAUCGAAACAUAUUCACAUCUAGCGUUCCUAACUGAAUACCAAAUCAAGUUCCGACAUUCUUAUUUCCUUUUGUCUGCCGCGUCAUUUUAUAAAUGCCGUCGCGUAAUAUGAAAGACAGAAAUUAGUAAGGACAAACGACACGGAAGUUAGAGAGGUUGUUGAAUGCAGAGAAUUUACGAGUGCAUAUAAUAUGUCAAAGAGUGUUUUGCAAAUUUUCGAAUAAUAAAAGUGACGAUAAAGAAUCAUUUCUUUUUGAGAGAGAAAAAGUAUCCAAUUGUCUAAAGAAUAGGUCACAGAAGCAUUCGUGUAGAAUAUCAUUUAACACAUGAGCAAGCAAUGUUGAAUAUCGUCUAAGUGUAGGAAGCAUUUGUAAACAAAGUACAGAACUGAAAAUACUGUUCACAUUAAUAUAUAGCUUGAAUGUGACAAACAUUCUAUCCAUGUUAGCUGGAUAACUGAUUUUGUGAAAUUAUGAGUUGUCAUGAAAGUUCUAUAAUUCUAUUUACUAUUAGUGCAGCCGUUUGAGUACCACCAAAUGAAUGUCAAAGCUCUUUGCGUACAAUAAUCCUUUUUUGCUGCAAUGUUUCGAAAACCAGCAAAUGUGAUUUCGUUUUAUAAGUAAAUUAUUUUGUCUGUCGAA